AUGCUCGUCUACAGCCCGCUGGCCGCGCUGUUCAGCGCGUUCUUCGUGGUGCGCUUCGCUAUGCUCGCUUUCUGGGACCGCGGGUACUCGUUCCUGAUGGACCUGGACAUCAGCAGCGAGCCGGCCAGCCUGGAGAUCGUCAAGCUCUCAUGGUACCUCUACAUGUUCAAGCUGUCCGACCUGGCCAGCACUGUGUUCUACGUGCUGCGGCGGAAGUACGACCAGGUGACCACGCUGCACAUGGUGCACCACGUGAUCGUCGCCUGGAACGUCUGGAUCAACGUCACCUACGCCGCCCAGUCGCAGACCAUGUUCGUCGUGUGCAUCAACGGGUUCGUGCACGUCCUGUCGUAUCUGUACUACUUCCCGUCCGGGCUCGGGCCGGCGUUCAAGAAGUGGCUCUGCUGGAAGCGCUACAUCACCAUGGUGGAGAUCGUGCAGUUUGUGCUGUACAUGGUGCACGCCGUGUGCCUGAUCUUCGACACGGGAAACUACGUGCCCCUCUUCGUGUGGCUCGAGUUCGGCCAAGCCGUGCUGUUCUUCUCAUUAUUCGUACUGUUCUACGUGAACUUGUAUGCCAGGACAAAGGGGGACCGUGCGGCCAUGUCAGAGUGGACUAGACGAACGCUUCGACAAAGGCGCGGCUGGCUUGGAAAAAAAAAAGAUCAAGCACGAGCCGUGACGUGUAUUGAGAACUGA
Messenger RNA from Dermacentor silvarum, 699 nucleotides. Its product is annotated as elongation of very long chain fatty acids protein AAEL008004. The transcript has a single exon. Bases 1 to 699 code for a protein of 232 amino acids. NCBI's taxonomy places the organism in Eukaryota, Metazoa, Arthropoda, Arachnida, Ixodida, Ixodidae. The record is from RefSeq and is a predicted model, not a curated record. Gene Ontology annotation, biological process: sphingolipid biosynthetic process; fatty acid elongation, polyunsaturated fatty acid; fatty acid elongation, saturated fatty acid. Gene Ontology annotation, cellular component: endoplasmic reticulum membrane. Gene Ontology annotation, molecular function: fatty acid elongase activity.